AGACGUUGUGUUGUUACUCAGAUGUAAUCUUCCACGCAAAUGGUUCUUCCAAGGCGCUGGGGAGGCUUAAAACAGACGACUACACACUUGUGUUUUGAUGGAAAGUGAUGGUUCGCUGGGGGACACCCUCAAGUUACCGAGCUCUGCCUUCCAGUGCCGUGGGACCGUUUAUGGCUUGAAAUCAUUUUUUGUGGUGCUCAGGGAUGCCAGGAUCUGUUCGGCCACGAGCAAGUCCCGCGCCAAGUUCUGCCAUGGCCAACGAAGCGCAGCCCUGCCCAUGUGACAUCGGCCACCGGAUGGAGUACGGGGGCAUGGGACAGGAGGUGACCGUGGGGCACAUCAGGGCGUAUGUCACCCGGGCGCCCGUGGACACCGGCAAGGCCGUGCUUGUCAUCCAGGACAUCUUCGGCUGGCAGCUGCCCAACACCAGAUACAUGGCCGACAUGAUCGCCAGGAACGGAUACACAACCAUCCUUCCAGACUUCUUCGUGGGGCAGGAGCCCUGGGACCCCAGCUGGGACUGGUCCACCUUCCCGGAAUGGCUGAAAACCAAGAACGCCAGGAAGAUCAAUAAGGAGGUGGACGCUGUCCUGCAGUUCCUGAGGCAGCAGUGCGGCGCGCGCGACAUCGGCGUGGUGGGCUUCUGCUGGGGCGGCGUGGCCGUGCACCACGUGAUGACCACCUACCCCGACUUCCGCGCCGGGGUGUCCGUCUACGGCAUCAUCAGGGAGCCGGGGGACGUGUACGCCCUGAAGAACCCCACGCUGUUCCUGUUUGCUGAGAACGACGCAGUGAUCCCGCUGGAGCAGGUCUCGGUGCUGACCCAGAAGCUGAAAGAGCACUGCAGAGUGGAGUACCAGAUUAAGACGUUCUCCGGGCAGACCCACGGGUUCGUGCACAGGAAGCGGGAGGACUGCUCGCCCGAGGACAAGCCCUACAUCGACGAGGCCAGAAGGAACCUGCUCGAGUGGCUCAGCAAGUACGUCUGAGCGCGGAGUCGCCCAGGAACAGCUUCUGCCGACGCGUGGCCCGAAAUACCGUCGUUUGGUUUCAUUCUCACUUUGGAUAAGAUAAACCGAGGCAUUCUGAAGCCCACGCUCUCAUCC
This is a messenger RNA of Sorex araneus (European shrew), 1106 nucleotides long. RefSeq names its product carboxymethylenebutenolidase homolog (gene CMBL). The coding region runs from base 204 to 989 and encodes 261 amino acids. The record is from RefSeq and is a predicted model, not a curated record. Gene Ontology annotation, molecular function: hydrolase activity. Lineage: Eukaryota; Metazoa; Chordata; Mammalia; Eulipotyphla; Soricidae. The transcript is spliced from 7 exons.